This is a messenger RNA of Fusarium venenatum, 1113 nucleotides long. RefSeq lists its product as uncharacterized. The record is from RefSeq and is a predicted model, not a curated record. NCBI's taxonomy places the organism in Eukaryota, Fungi, Ascomycota, Sordariomycetes, Hypocreales, Nectriaceae.
AUGACUCGAAAAUUGGUUACAGUUCGCUAUGUCUCAGCCAUCACACCCAUCCCCGGCGCCGACCGCAUCGAAGCAGCCACCGUUGACGGCUGGACAUGCGUUGUCUCCACCAAUGUCUUCAAGCCAGGCGACCGCGGUGUCUACUUCGAGAUUGACUCUCUCCUCCCGGCCUCAGAUCCGCGAUUUGCCUUCUUAGCCCCGAAGAUCGUCUUUCCCAAUGGUCCCACCCAUACACCGGACGUCCGCGUUCGGACUGUCAAGAUCCGGGGCGUCUUGUCGCAAGGUCUUCUUAUGCCACUAAGUUACUUUCCUGAGAUUGUAUAUCGUCUAGAUGCCAUUCGAUCAGAUGAACUGCAAGACAAAGGAUUCGAGGAUAUUCUCAACGUGCGCAAAUAUGAGGGCCCAGCCACACCAUUCCCUCAAGAUUCAGCACUCAGCACGCCGCUGCCAGACUUCCCAUCAUUCAUCCCACGAACAGAGCAGGAGCGUGUACAAAAUCUUCCAGAUGUCUUCUCUACUCAUGGCUCAGAGAUCUUUCAAGAAUCGACCAAGAUGGACGGCUCAUCCAUGACGGUAUUCUAUCUCGACAGAUCCAGCCCUCUAUCCCAAACACUUCCAGAUGAGAUACAAGACGUUGGCGUAGGAGUAUGUUCAAGAAACCGAGUUCAGAUAGAGAACCAUCCGCGAAGCCAACCUCUCUUCUACGCCACUGCGCGAGCGUUGGGAUUCCACCAAACAUUAGCCAAAAUUGGUCGCAAUGUAGCUAUCCAGGGCGAACUAUGCGGGUCGAGCGUACAGAGUAACUUUGAGGGGUUUGCAAAAGGGACGCAUUCGUUUUUCCUCUUCGCAGUAUACGACAUUGAUGAGCAGCGAUAUCUACCACCAAGGGAGGUACAUGAGAAGUGGGCUCCAUUGCUAGGUAUUGAGCAUGUGCCUGUCCAUGGAUACAGGGCCUUGAACCAAGUCGGAUCUACAGUAGCAGAUCUGGUAGCACGUGCAGAAGGUAAAGGGGUCAACGGGCGAAAGAGGGAGGGCAUUGUAUUCAAGCGAGAUGACGGACUAUUCAGCUUCAAAGCAAUAUCGAACUUAUAUCUACUGAAGCACGGGGAGUGA